This is a messenger RNA of Linnemannia hyalina, 4104 nucleotides long. The record is from the annotation of a GenBank genome assembly. Lineage: Eukaryota; Fungi; Mortierellomycota; Mortierellomycetes; Mortierellales; Mortierellaceae.
AUGGCCGAAUCCGUUGCGGCACCUCAGCUUUCGCCCAGGAGAUCACCAGGACAACCCCUUAGAAACUCGACCUCGUCCUCACUCGCCAACGUUCAAACCAUCGCCCAGGCGAGAGCCGAGCUCGAAGGUCGCUUGACGAAUAUCCACAGUGACCUCCAAUUGACCCAGACCAUUGGGCUGCUCUUUGUCAAGCGCCAGGAGGACCUCAAGAACUGCUUUGAACAGCUCCAGUUACUGGAUGACCAGGAGAAGCAGGCAACCGCUGAUCAAGGAGAGGGCCUUGAUGCUGCAGCCUCCGAAAGGGGCGACGAUGCAGCAGCAGCAGCAGCAUCAAAGCCACUGCCAGAGUCCUUCCGAGAGCAACUUGUCGCCUUGGACCGCGACUUUCAGGAGGGCCAAGAUGGCAUUGUUGGCCUGAAAAGCCUCAUCGACGCGCAGCUUCCCGUGACAACAUCCAACUCGGCAAGCGAUCUCUCGACAUCCCGGUCGGGGUCCAUCAUUGCCCCAAGCGCACUGCCUUCGAGCGCUCUCCCUGCUCAGACGAUAUCCAAGCCCCGUCGCCACAAGGUCAACAUGAACUCGGCUCCCUCGACAAAUGAUGCUGCCUUCCCUCUGCAGAUUCAGGAAGAGUUGUUGAACCAAGUCCGCUACUGGACUACUCAAGCCGAGUUGAAGGAGAAGCUAAACCAGGAGUACGACCUCAAAAUUAACGAACAGGAGCGAAUUAUCGAUGCUUUGCAUAAGCAGCGUCGACUUCGUGAAGAGAGUGAAGAGCGUCAGAAGGAGGAUCAAUGGAACUUGGAGCUGCAGAACCAGGAACUCCGGAAUCAAAACGUGGAUUUGCAGGCCCAGCUGUCCAAGGCCACUCACGAGAAUGCCAAGGUUCAAAAGGCGUUCGCGACGGCAACGGAGCAGGUCGAGCAGCUUAAGGACAAGGAAGAAAAGACGUCUGGCCAGCUUGAAAUCACCAAAUCACGGCACGAGCAGGACAUGGCGACAAUGCGGAAGCACAUGGCAGGAAUCCAGCGCGAGAAAUCCGAUCUGUUGACCAAGGUCGAAGACCUCAACGCCACCAUGACGCAACAGCAGCGAAAGCUCGCCAAGAGAGCGACUCUGGAUGCGAUUGCUCUGGCCCAGGAGGCGGAGGAGAAGGCUGCUGAGCCUGCUGUCGAAGCACCUGUCUUGAUUCAGGCCCCAGCUAAGACUGUCAGUAGUGAGGAAGUCGUUGUUCCUGCCAUCGUCGCGCCUGCAGUCGUCGAGCCCAAGGUCGCAUCAUUGGCUCGAGAGACAUCCUUUGCCCACCAACAGUCCAUCAUCAGCGAGCUCCAGUCGAAACUCAGCAAGGAGAUUACUGAAAAGGAGGAGCUCAUUACCGAGAAGGAGGAACUUUUGGUGAAGAAGGAGGAGCUUUUGGUGGAAAAGGAGGAGCUGGUCAAGAUGCUCGCGGACCGUGAGGAGACGAUCGAGACUAUGCGUCUCGAGGGAGUUGCUGUCUUUGAGCCCACGCCUCUGAACGAGAAGUCGAGCUUGGGACUUCAAGGUCACGGAUCCCACAACGGGUCAGACACGGAUGUUCUGGAUGAUGUCGACGGCUAUGACCAUCGCGACCUGAGCAUGAGCCUUUCCGAAAGUGGAUCUCGUGACUUUAGUAACGGUCGAGGUUCUCCCUUCCCGACUGGCGGACUCUUUGCCGAGCUCGCCCAGGCUACCUCGACCCCCAAUAUCAAGGCCGCUGCGGAAUACAAGGAUCAGGAAGUCAUGACCGAGCCGAUUGAGAGCUGGAUCCAUACCGUCCCUGGUUUUGUCCCACCCACCAAUGGCGUUACCCCUUCACCACAUGCGGAUUCAUUGGACAAGGACGCUGUCGAGGGCAAUAGUACUGUUGAUGCUGAGACGACUGUCGAGGGCAAGGAUGCUGCUGAUGCUGAGAAGACUGUCGAGGACAAGGAGGCUGCUGAAGCCCACAAAAGCGAUCAGGCUAAGACCGCUGUCAAUGGCGUUUCCUCUUCCACUCCUGACUCUGACAACAUGGAAACUGUUGCAGAAGCCAAGGACGACAUAUCCGAGGCAGUUAUCACUGGCAAGCCUGGAACGGAGACAAAGCAUAUUCCUAUCGACACCGCACCUACAGUCCCCACAACCGAUAUCCCCGCUGUUGCAGCCGCCGCCGCCGUCGUUAUCCCUGCCGUUGUCGCCGCCACUGUCGAGCCCGCUCAGGAUGACGCCGUUUCACCAUCACCCACCUCCACCGAGACUGUCCCCGCUCCUACCACUGCCGAGUCUGCUGAUGCUACUUUGACCAACGAUGUGCAAUAUACCCCUAGCCCAGCUGCACACUCUACGGAAGGAGACGUCGAGCCCACUGCCGACAAGUCAGCUCGUCGCGCGUCUAAGUCUAGUGUGGAGGAAGAGCGCCGCCAUACUUGCGAUAUGAGCCAGACUAUCUCGGAGCCCGCGGAUGUCGAGUCGCCGCCACCAGUUCCUGCUGUCCCAGCGGAUCUUGCCGAGCCUGUGAUGGACAAUCCCGAGGACCGUGAGUCCAGAGUGUCGUUUGGAUCAGCAUUUGGUGGCGAUCAAAAUGCAACGGAUACUGGCCGAAUCAAGUCUAUCUACCAAGACAACGCCAGUUCGCCUGCCGCAUCUCUGGAACAGUCUCAGGAUCAUACCAAGGCGGCCUCAAUUUAUGAGCAGACCAAGGGCGAGGAGAAGCACUCGAAGUUGGAAACUGCUGCACCUUUGGCAGCGGCGGCUGCAGUUGCGGCAGUAGCAACAGCCGCUGCCGCCGCGAACUCGUCUACGGAUCAAAACAACGUUUCAUCCGCCGAGGAGUCUACUCCUACGCCUGCGCACUUUGCUGCGACAGAAAAGGAGGUGGCUUUGCCGUCAGUAACGGCUCAAACGGAACAGCCUUCUAUAGCAGCUGGCGAAGUGCCAUUGAGUCGCCCAUCCACCACCGUCGUUGAGGUCUCUUCGCACACCACCUACACGUACGCCGCCCCCAGCACGAGCCAGGUGAACUUGACUCCCCUCAACAAUGGUGUUGGCAGCACUACUCACCCCCACCACGUCAUCACGGACUCUUCGGGUGUUACGAUCGGCCGCCAUCCCGAUUACAGACCAUCGCCCAACGGCUCCAUCUCCAGCAUGUCGACCGACUACAACCAGGACGGCUAUCUCCGCAAUGGCAGACGGAUGUCGAACAGCUCCAACUUCGACUUGACGCCCACCGAUCCAACUAUGAUCCAGUUGAUUACUCAGACGAUGAUCGGUGACUACCUCUGGAAGUACACCCGCCGCAGGAUCACUACCAUGAUGAACGAAAAAAUGCAUUGGCGUUAUGUGUGGAUCCACCCUUACACCAAGACCUUGCACUGGAGUUUGAAGAACCCUGGUUCAGGAGGAUCCACGCUGCAAUCUGGGAAGAGCGGAUUAAUUGUUGCCGUGACUCAAAUCACCGAGGAAGUGCCCAACUCGGACCUGCCUACCGUCAGUCUUAUGAUCCAGACCACUAGUCGCAACGUCAAGUUGAAGGCCCCUACACGCGAAAAACACGACCUGUGGUUCAGAUCGCUCUCUUACUUGCUUUCGCGUCCUUCCUCACCUGGAGCAGACUCACCUGGCGACAACCAGACGUGGUCUGAGGUUCAGGCUAACCACCGCCCUUCUACUUCCCGAUCGACACCAUCACUUCCAACCAACGACGCCGUCAUGACCCUUCGCCAAAGCGAGAUGGGAGGCAGCACUCUCAGGAAGAAGUCGAGCUUGGCUCGCAUUCAGGGAGCCUUUCGACGAAGCUCGACCUCUCGCGAUGUUUCGUCAUCAACAAGCCCUAACACGACCAGUGCUGUUGGAUCCCCUAGAAUCGGACCUUUGGGGGCGCCUCUUGGAGUGAUCUCGACCUCGACCUCGACUGCUGCCGCUAAUGCCGCGGAGAAACGGGCGAGUGUUACCAAUCUUGCCACGGCUUACCCAAUUACUCAAGGGGGAGGAGGAGGAAUUAACGGAAAACACGGAGUUGGCAAUGCCUCGACCGUUGGGGUUGGCGGGAACGGAACGGUGAAUGGGGGGUCAAUCCUCGCCCAGGCAGAGCGAGAGAUUGCAUAA